Molecule: messenger RNA, 6680 nt
Organism: Eupeodes corollae
Lineage: Eukaryota; Metazoa; Arthropoda; Insecta; Diptera; Syrphidae
Gene: norpA
Product: 1-phosphatidylinositol 4,5-bisphosphate phosphodiesterase
Exons: 17
Coding region: 724-4014 (1096 amino acids)
Biological process (GO): phosphatidylinositol-mediated signaling; lipid metabolic process
Molecular function (GO): phosphatidylinositol-4,5-bisphosphate phospholipase C activity; calcium ion binding
Source: RefSeq, a predicted model, not a curated record
UUUAUCACCGUCGUUCGUUCGCAGCGCAAGUUCUAGCGGAAAAUAACCUAAGAGCUGAGGUUGGUUGGCUGUAUCCACCACCUCCGCCUCAGUAGUGUGUUUUCGUUUUUUAUCUCAUUUUUUAAAUAAUACAAAAAGAUCCAAAUAUUAUAAAAAUAAAAAAUAAAAAUUAGAUCUCAGAAGUGUCUCAGCUUUAAUUCAACCAAACAAACCAUCGUUGGUUUUUGAAAAAUAAAAAAUACACCCUUUGUUGCAAAUUUUCGAUAAAGUGAAUAAAUUCCAAAACCAAAAAAUGAGAAAUAUAAGUUUCUUUAAUCUCAAAGUUAUUUACACGAUUAUUAUAAAUUGUAAACCAAAUGCAAGUGCCAUUCAGAAGUGAAACAGUGGAAAAAAGUAUUCCCAAAGUGCAAAAUAAAAAUAUCAAGAUAUCAACCUUAAAAUUCAGUAUUUAAUGCAUUCCAUAUAGCUAAGCAAAAACCGAAGGCAAAAAUCAAUUUUGUUUCGAAUUGAACUUCCAGCUUUUGCGUGAAGUUCGCAUAGAUAUCGCCAAAAUACUUGCCAAAUAUAUUCAAUUUAUAGAAUUAUACGAGUAUCACUGCUCACACUCUGAUCUGAUUGAAGAGCUCUGUCUCGUGAAUUCAAUUUUAAUCUCAUCAUCAUCAAGUUAACACUUAAGAUAACCACACGUCAGGAAUUUAAUAACUUCACAACAACAGCAACAACAUGACGAAGAAGUACGAAUUCGAUUGGAUCAUUCCGGUUCCGCCGGAGCUAACAACAGGAUUGGUUUUCGAUCGGUGGUUCGAAGACAAAGAUACAACCGAUUUUGAAAAGGACGCUUUGUUUCGAGUCGAUGAAUAUGGUUUCUUUUUGUACUGGAAGAGCGAAUCAAAGGAAGGUGACGUGAUAGAAUUGUGUCAAGUCAGUGACAUAAGAGCAGGCGGCACACCAAAGAUUCUGGCUUGCAAGGAUCCAAAGCUUUUGGAUAAAGUAACAAAAAAGCACGGGACUGAUUUAAACAAGCUUGAUGAAAGAUCGUUGACAAUAUGUUCGAAUACAGAUUACAUCAAUAUCACUUACCAUCAUAUAAUAUGUCCAGAUGCUGCAUGUGCCAAGAUCUGGCUACGUGGCCUAAGAAAAAUCACUCAUAAUUCGAAGGCGAACAACAUAUGUCCAAUGAUGGUUCUUAAAAAACAUUGGAUGAGAUUAUGUUUCUUAGUCGAUGUCAAAGGUCGAAUUCCAGUAAAAGUCAUUGCAAAAACAUUUGCAUCUGGUAAAACAGAAAAGCUAGUCUACCAAUGUAUUUCCGAUGUCGGAUUGCCAGGUGAUAAAAGUGCCACAAUGACAAAAGAUGAAUUUACUUUCGAUAAAUUUUAUGCUCUGUAUCAUAAAGUCUGCCCUAGAAAUGAUAUUGAAGAGUUGUUUGCAAACAUAACUAAAGGAAAAUCUGAUGUUAUUGGUCUGGAACAAUUCGUUCAGUUUCUCAAUGAAAAGCAAAGAGAUCCCCGGAUGAAUGAAAUUUUAUACCCGCUUUACGAUGAAAAACGUGCCACAGAAAUCAUCAACGAUUACGAAUUAGAUGAAACUAGAAAGUCAGCUCUACAGCUAUCAUUGGAUGGGCUAAAACGAUAUCUCAUGUCCGAUGAAAAUGCUCCCGUAUUCCUAGAUCGACUGGAGAUUUAUAUGGAUAUGGAUCAGCCUUUAGCUCACUACUAUAUAAAUUCCUCGCAUAAUACGUAUUUAUCUGGUCGACAAUUUGGUGGCAAGAGCUCAGUGGAAAUGUAUCGGCAAACUAUGUUAGCCGGAUGCAGAUGCGUAGAGCUUGACUGUUGGAAUGGAAAAGGCGAAGAUGAAGAGCCAAUAAUAACUCACGGAAUGGCCAUGUGUACUGAAAUUAUGUACAAAGAUUGUAUUCAUGCCAUUCGUGACUGUGCUUUUGUAGCAUCAGACUAUCCCGUGAUUUUAUCAUUCGAAAACCAUUGCAAUCGAGCGCAGCAAUACAAAUUAGCAAAAUACUGUGAUGAGAUAUUCGGAGAAUAUCUGCUCAAGGAGCCAUUGCCUGAUCAUCCUCUGGAACCUGGCAGACCACUCCCACCUCCCUCAGCUCUUCUAAAGAAGAUACUCAUUAAAAACAAAAGAAUGAAGCCUGAGGUUGAAAAGAUCGAACUUGAGUUAUGGCUGAAGGGUGAAUUGACAAUAGCCGAUGAACCAAGCGAAGAUGCUAGUGCUGCAAAACCCCCACCGGUAGAACCACCACCAGAAGCUCCCCCAGCAGAGGGUGCACCUCCAGGUCCUGACGGUGCUCCAGCAGGUGAGGGUGCAGAAGCAGCUGCAAACUACAGUGGAUCAACAACCAAUGUCCAUCCAUGGCUGUCGUCAAUGAUUAACUAUGCCCAACCCAUAAAGUUCCAAGGAUUCGAUAAGGCAAUCGAAAAAAAUAUUGCUCACAACAUGUCAUCAUUUGCUGAAACGGCCGGUAUGAACUACCUGAAACAGCAAGCCAUCGACUUUGUCAAUUAUAACAAACGACAAAUGUCCAGAAUCUAUCCAAAAGGUACACGGGCUGAUUCCUCAAACUACAUGCCCCAAGUGUUUUGGAAUGCUGGCUGCCAAAUGGUCUCAUUAAAUUUCCAAACUUCAGAUUUGCCCAUGCAACUUAAUCAGGGCAAAUUUGAGUAUAAUGGAGGCUGUGGCUAUCUACUGAAGCCUGAUUUCAUGCGACGUAGUGACAAAGACUUUGAUCCAUUUGCUGAUGCUCCCGUAGACGGUGUGAUAGCUGCUUCAUGUUCUGUGCAAGUAAUUGCUGGGCAAUUUUUGUCAGAUAAGAAAGUUGGAACUUAUGUGGAAGUCGAUAUGUUCGGUUUGCCAUCUGAUACAGUUAAAAAAGAAUUCCGAACACGCUUAGUGCCAAAUAAUGGUCUUAAUCCAGUUUACAAUGAAGACCCUUUCCUUUUCCGAAAAGUGGUCUUACCUGAUCUGGCUGUGCUGCGUUUUGGUGUUUAUGAAGAGAGCGGAAAACUAAUUGGUCAGCGUAUUCUACCGGUAGAAGGUCUACAAGUAGGUUAUCGACACAUCUCGCUACGAACUGAAGCUAAUUUCCCCAUGUCCUUGCCUAUGUUAUUCUGUAACAUCGAAAUGAAAAUCUAUGUACCUGAUGGAUUUGGAGACUUCAUGGCAUUGUUGUGCGAUCCAGGUGGCUUUGCUGGAGCAGCAGCUAAACAAAAUGAACAAAUGAAGUCUCUCGGUAUCGAAGAAACCAGUGCUGGAGGAGCUCGAAAUGCUGCCAAAGGUAAAAAGGAAGAGGAAAAGAAAGAACCACCUCUAGUUUUUGAACCUGUGACAUUAGAGUCAUUGCGAAGUGAGAAGGGCUUCCAAAAGGUUGCCAAAAAGCAAAUCAAAGAGCUCGAUACUUUAAAAAAGAAACACACCAAAGAUCGCAUGGCUAUGCAGAAAACUCAAAAUGCUGCAAUUGAUAAAUUAAUAAAAGGCAAGAGCAAGGACGAAAUCCGCAAUGAUUCAGCUAUAAAGAAUGCAAUAACCGAACAAACAAAUCAAUGGACUGAGAUGAUUGCGAAACAUAAGAAGGAAGAAUGGGACAUGUUGCGCGUGCAUGUCCAAGAUUCGCAGGAAGCCAUGAAAGCCUUGAUGCUCACGGUUCAAGCUACUCAAGUCAAACAGCUUGAAGAAAGACAUUUGAAGGAUGUUAAGGACUUGAAUGCUAAACAAGCUAAAGUCUCUGUAGAAACAGCAAAAGAGGUUCAAUUGGAUAAGACUUUAAAAACGAAAAAUGAAAAAGAUCGUCGACUUCGAGAGAAAAAACAAAACAACAUCAAAAGAUUUAUGGAAGAGAAAAAGCAAAUCGGUAACAAACAGAAUCGUGAAAAGGAAAAACUAAAGAAUGCCCAUACCAAACAGGUCGAAGACUUUAGUACUGAUGUUACAAAGCUACUUGAUAUGUACAAAAUGGAGGAAGAAGCUUACAAAAUUCAAGGCAAAUCGGAAUUUUUCGCUUAAGAAUUAAAAUUAAGAACCAUUAAAUAACGAACACAUACCAAAAUUAUACAAAAUUAAAAAAAAAAAACAUAUUCUCAGUCGAAAUGUAAGUUAAAUUUAUAUUUAAAAAAGAAAAAAGGAAAAAAUCUUUAAACAUACAUAUACCUAAAUUAUACAAGAAUUAAAUGCGGUUAUAUUUCCAAUCAGAACAAUAUAAUUAAUUUCUUAUUGAGAUGAUUUAUUGAUUGUAAUAUAAACGCAUUAACUCUGCCGUAUACAAGAACAAAAAUAAAACAACAAGUUUUUGGAAAGUUGCAAAUUUAAAAAAGUUGUAAUUUACAUAGAAUAUAUUAAGUGUAAUUUCCGCUAUUUAUUUAAAACAAAAAUCAAGUAUAGAAAUGUACAGCAUAAUGCAAGUCAAGAUUUAUUUACCUAUAUCGACUUAUUAAAUAACAUUUAUUUAUUAAAACAAAUAUACCUAUAGUUAAAAACAAAAAUAUCUAAGAUAUACUUUAAAUGUUAAAUCAGAAGAAAACACACCGAUUAACUUGUAAGAAGUAGAGAAAUUGAAUAUUUAUUGUAUUUAUUUAUUUUCCUUUUUAUUAUUUCUUUGUUUUGUUUAAUUUAAUUUUUAAAUCAAAGAAAAAAAGAAACCACUAAAUCUCAUCCAGAAGAAAAAGACUUUCUUAUUUCAAUAAAAAAAAACAACGUCACUGUCUGGUAACGUUGAAGUUGGUCUCUCUAAAUCAACUUAAACAUACAAAAAUUUGAAUUGUUUAAAUCAAUUUGUAUGUUGCAAUUAAAUACCAGAAGAAAAAUAAACUCUUUAUAAUUUUAUACUUUCUUAAAAUUUGAAUUUGCUUUGCAAAACGGAAUUUAAUAAUAAAAAACCAAAAACAAAACAAGUAAAACUGAAAAUAUAUGUGUUUGAACCGUAUGCAUUAUAUUAUAUUUAAAAAAAAUUAAAAAUAAUAAAUAAAGUCAAACUUUAUGAAAAAAUAAAAGUGAUAUAGAUGUUCUAGAUUUUAGAAUAUUAUAGAACACAGUAUAUAUACAUACAAAAACAUAGACCUAAUGUGAAUAUUGAAUCAAUUAGAAACAAAUUUAUCUAUGAAAAUAAAAACAUUUAUUUUUAAAAAAAUACUAAAUAAGUAACUAAAAACAAAAAUAUUAAGCGCGUUGUUGGUUGAGAGACAAAAACACUUUGUUAAUGCGUAAACAUUAAAUGGAACCAAGAAGAAAAAUAUUAAUAUCUAUAAACUUACUAAUAUCGUGAAUGAAUAAAUUGCGCUGUGUAUCGAACGACGACGACGAUGACGACGAAUGAAUGAUUAAAUUAAAUUUAUAGUUUAUUGUACCUUCUCACGAACUUGGUAUUAAAAUUGUUUAAUGAAAACCCUUGUUACAUUGAAUCUCUUAAAUAAAAACAAAAUAAGGCAAACCAUCAAAGUUCUGUAAAAUAUGGAUCGGCCAUAGGUUUCCAAGUGUCUGCAUCAAACAAUUUUCAUAUCAUGUUGUUAAGAAUAUUUAAUUGCGUAUUAAUCAAUAGUAGGUAUAGCAAAAGUCAAUAUAUUAUCUAUUAGUUAAUUCCAAGUUUUAAAUCAAAUGAUAUAAGUUUAUUUAUGUUUAUUGUAAACAAUCCUGUGUAGGAUGAAAGAAACUUCCUAAAAUUAAAAAUUUAAAGUCGUUAUGAAUUAUUAAAACAUCCUAAAUAAGUGGCAUACUAUUAUAAUAACUGAAACUAACUAUUUUCUAUAACAACAUUUUCGAUAAUUUUUGCAUUUGAUUUCGUGCCUUAUACAUUUGUGUUAUAAAUAAAAAAAACUGUCCAAUUCGACCUAUAACAUUCUCUUCCCAUCAAUCAAUUAUAAAAAUCUUACUCUUACUAUCUUAUCAUAUACCAUCCAAUGUAGUUCUUACAAAUUUCGAAAACUCUACAACAUUUCCAUUCGAAUGAAAACCUCCUGCUCAAUUAUAAGUUUUUUUUCUUUUUAUGUAAUCCCUCAUUUAGGACAUUUGUCCUUAAAUUAAAAUUUAUACACACCAAAACGCCAUCUAUCUUGUAAGCCUAUGGUUUAAUUGUUUCUCAAUGCAUAAUGUUCACAAUGAUAUGAAAGUCCUAAUUUUUUUAAAUUUAAAGAAAUACGUAUUUGAUAUAUGCACUUACAUUUUUUAAAUUACGUGAAAUACAUUUCAGUUAAGUAAAUCAUUGAAUAUUAAAUUAAAUAUAAAUACAUACAUAUAUAUAUUUUAUUCCUUGAAAAAUUUAUUAAGAUUAAGUGAUACUUAUUUUGAUUGCACUAAUUUUCAAUUAUUGGCAAGAAAAGAUGGAUCAAGAUUAAAAGAAAGGUAUAUUUAAAAAACAAAAAAAGUUAAGAGCAAAUGCAGAAUUAUGAAAUAAAAUAUUAAAAGAAAUAGUAAAAUUAUUGAAACAUGCAUUAUGUACGUAGAUAAAUGAAUAAUAAAAGUAAUUAAAAUCGCAAUAAAUUAAAUGUAAAUGGCAUUCUGAAAAUUGAGACUGCAACACUCAAGUAAUUUGGGUUUAUGGCAGAUUAAAAGGUCGAAUAAUGUAUUGGACAUUUAUAUGAGCAGCAUUAAUUUAUUGAAAUUGAAGUUUGCAACAGACAGAUUUAUUUACUAAUCUUUUUAGAACGUAAUUAAAUAAAUGAUAUGAUAAUUUAAAUGGA